CCGCCCGGCGGCGCCGGGGGAUGCUGGCGGCCGCGCUGCCCGGGCGCGGCACCGUGCCGGUAAGCGAAGGGGCCGGGCCGUGCCUCGCCGCCCGGCUGGCGGCGCAGCCCCGCUCGCCAUGAGCCGGGCGGAGGCCGAGCCCUGCUCCCGGGCGCUGGCGCAGGCCCGCGCCUACCUGGGGCAGCGGCGGGGCCGCGUGGGCCCGGCGGGGCCCGAGGGCGGCGGGCGCCGCGAUUACCUGGUGGAGGCGGCGCGGCAGCUGCGGCUGGCGCUGGAGCGGGACGUCAGCGAGGACUACGAGGAGGCCUUCAACCACUACCAGAACGGCGUGGACGUGCUGCUCCGCGGCGUGCAGGGUGUGUGCGACCUCCCGGGGAGCGGGGCAUCCCUCCGGGGACACCAGCCAGGGGACCGGGGCAUUCACAUCGGGAGUUCCGUGAGGGACCAAGUUGACCCCAACAAGGAGCGUCGGGAGGCCGUGAAGCGGAAGAUCACGCAGUACCUGCGGCGCGCCGAGGAGAUCUUCAAUUGCCACCUGCAGCGGGCGGCGGGGGGCGGCAGCACCACGGCCACGGGCUACAGCAGCCUGCGCUUCCGGCCCAUCAGGACCCUGAGCUCAGCAGUGGAGAACCUGAGACGCUGCAAGGUUGUGGGAGUGAUUGAUAAGGUGCAGAUUGUCCAGGAUCCAGCCACUGGUGAGACCUUCAUACUCAAGAGCCUCCCCAAAUCCCACGUUGAGACCCGUGAGCGACAGACCAUCAUCCCUCAUGGGGUCCCCUUCAUGGUCAAGCUGUUGUGCUACUAUGUGAGUGAGGACUCCAUCUUCCUCCAUCUGGAGCACGUGCAGGGGGGGACACUGUGGUCUCACCUCCGCUCCAAGUACUGUGUGCAGCAGGACUGUGCUGAUUCAAACACCAUUCAAGCCCUCCAGGACCAUGGCACGGAGGAUGGUGUGGGAAACUCCCAGGGUGGCAGCCAAGUAUCCCUCCUCCCUGUUUGGACAGGCAGUGGCCUCCCAGGCUCUGUGAACUACCAAGUGUUGGGAAACACUGAUGCCUCACUCCCUCAGGAGCAGUCCCCUGGCCCCGCAGACUCUGGCUCAGGGAACCACUGCCAGCUUCUCCUGGCUCCUGCUGGUGGCAGUGGGGCUGCACCUGGAGGACAGGAUCUGAGUGUGACACAGACUGUGUCUGCUGUUGUGGACCAUUUUCCAGCAGCGUCAGCCAAAUGCCCUGGCCAUCUUGCCAGCCAGGGCCUGGUUGUCUACCCGUGGAAUGAUCUAACCAGCAGCACAGGCUGCAUAUCUGAGAGAACAGCCUCCCAGCAAGGCCCCAGGCUUCCCCAGGGGCUUGUCUCUGUACCAAAGACUGUGAGAGGGGGCCAGCCAGGGGCAGGGCGACUGCCAGCUCAGAAAGUGUCUGAGGCCUCUCAGGCUCAGCCCCUCCUGACCCUGGGUGAGAGGCAGCUUCCUGCAGGAGUUGCCCUGUCCAGCUCUGGCAAACCCAGUGUGCCUGACCCAGCCACGUGGGAGCCUUCUUGGGGAGCAAGCCUGACUUGUGGCUGCCUCAGCAAACAGCCAGCAUCAGGACAAUGCAGGGCUUUGGCUUCCCAUGGGCACAACCGGAGAGCGUGGGCUGUAAAGGAAGAGCAGGUGCAGCUGUGGGCAGCAGAAAUCCUCCUGGCCUUAGAGGGACUUCACCAACAGGGUAUAUUGUGCCGGGACCUCAACCCCAGGAACGUGCUGCUUGAUACAGCUGGUCAUGUCCGUCUCACCUUCUUUGGCCAGUGGACAGAGGUGGAGCCCCAGUACUGCAGCCAGGCAUGGGAAGAGCUGUACAGUGCUCCAGAAGUUGGGGGGAUCAUGGAGCCCACUGAAGCAGCUGACUGCUGGAGCUUUGGCUCUCUCUUGUAUGAGUUGCUGACAGGAGUGCCACUCUCCCAAAACCAUCCAUCAGGGAUUCAGCCUCACACCCAGCUGCAUCUGCCAGAGGGCCUCAGCCUGGCUGCUACAUCGCUGCUCACUGAGCUCCUGCAGUACAAUCCAAAACGACGCUUGGGCUCUGGAGGAGGUGGCAUAACAAAGCUGAAGUCUCACUCCUUCUUCAGCACAGUCCCGUGGAACAAGCUGGUGGGCUAGGCAGGCUGUUCUUCCCCCAGGGAGGCGGGCCCUGGGCUGCUUCCCUGGCACUUGUGGCCGCAGUGGCACUGGCAGCACUGCCUGCUGGGGAAGGCUUGCCUCAAGGGCUGCCCUGAGGUGGGGCACACAUGAGGUUCUGCAGCCUUACCUGUCCUUCUGUCUCGGCUUCUGUUCGUUGCCAUCUCCAAAGAGGAGGUGUCAGGCUGGGGCUGUCUUCUCCAGGUCCUCCCUGGGGGGAAAAGGAACCUGGGUACCCACCUCCAGGAAGUGGUGGUGUUUCCCCUUCUUGGGGCAUCUCUUCCUCAGCUCAGCACCCUGCCCUGGAACUCCCUUCCUGUGUUUUUUUAUCUCUGCUGCUACCACAGUGACCCCCCUGCUCUGUUACUUUUUGUGGCUUUCAAAUGCAGCCCCUCUGGGCCCUGCUGGCUGGAGCCCAAGCCUGCUGUCUCUGCCCCUCCCUGACUGCAUGUGUGUGUGUGGGUCAUCCUUGCUGCAGGGGUGACACAAGAAGGAGCCCUCUGAAAAAAAUAAACGACUCAAUAUCACUUAAA
Onychostruthus taczanowskii (white-rumped snowfinch) is the source of this 2688-nucleotide messenger RNA. RefSeq names its product ribosomal protein S6 kinase like 1 (gene RPS6KL1). The transcript has 10 exons. Gene Ontology annotation, biological process: protein phosphorylation. The record is from RefSeq and is a predicted model, not a curated record. Lineage: Eukaryota; Metazoa; Chordata; Aves; Passeriformes; Passeridae. Gene Ontology annotation, molecular function: ATP binding; protein kinase activity. The coding region runs from base 119 to 2137 and encodes 672 amino acids.